Molecule: messenger RNA, 2917 nt
Organism: Phlebotomus argentipes
Lineage: Eukaryota; Metazoa; Arthropoda; Insecta; Diptera; Psychodidae
Gene: Su(z)12
Product: polycomb protein Su(z)12
Exons: 5
Coding region: 88-2328 (746 amino acids)
Cellular component (GO): ESC/E(Z) complex; nucleus
Molecular function (GO): chromatin DNA binding
Source: RefSeq, a predicted model, not a curated record
CGGAAACCCUCUUAGGCUUGGUUUGGUGUCACCCUCCCUGAAGCUCGGCGGCUAAAUUGUGUAUUUUUGAGUUUAUUUUGGUUGAAAAUGCCUCCAAAGAGGAGGAGUAGCCGCAAUGAGCAACAAGCCGACCGGGACAACUUCCUGCAGACCUUUGAAAAACCGACGCAGAUUUAUCGAUACUUGCGGGCGAGGAAUCGUCUUUCGCCAAUUUUCUUGCAUCGCACACUGACUUACAUGCCGCAGAGAAUGUCCAGGAGCCACAAGAGACGCGCCACUUUCAGUGUGGACUCUCUUCUCACUGAAAAGCUGAAGAGCAUCAAGAGAGCCAAUUGUCCGGAUGACUACUUAUCGAUGGUGUUCCUGGGCUUCUUCGAGAAAGCCGUGGACUCAUCCACGACGGUGUCAUCGGAGAGUGUCCGCGUGGAGACAAUGCUGCUCAAGAUCUCCCACAAGAAGCGCAAGGAGAGCUCCUCGUCCAUGCUGAAGACUCUGGGUGUGUCCGAAGUGACUGUGGGCUCUUCGGUGAGUCAGAAGGUGCCCGUGAUGAGCCUCUCGACAGACAUGUUUGACUCCGAGGAGGGUCAGGUGACGCAUAUCUUGCUCUUUAGAGUGCAGACACUCUCCGGAAUCAAGGAUUCCGUUCAGUACGGGACGGAAAUGAUGAUCUUCGACAAGUAUGGUCGUUGCUUGCUCACCGAGGGAGAGUAUCAAUUGACUCUGCAGGAGAUAACUCAGCCUAUAGUGGCGGUGAAUGGGAAGUCUCCGCGGAAGUACUCUUCGUGGGAGAAUCUGUCCAUCUUCACGGCUGAUUCGAGUGUUGAGGAGCCCUUUGAGAAGGCGCCCAUUCUCAAAUUCAUGCUCUACUGGACAGAGAAGCCUCACACGGGCCUGAUGAACUACUCGGAAAUGAACCAACUGACCAGAAGCCCGGAUAUGUCCAACAAGGAGAACAAUCCCAGCAUCUUGGGGCACAACAACAACUUCCAGAUACUGUCGAAGAAUCACAAAGCCAUCGCCAACAGGCACAACAUCUUCGGUAUCCCAGCUAAUAAGUUGCAGAUCGCCUUCCAGUUCGUCUACAACAACGUAUCGCGCCAGAGCACGGAACCCUCUCCGUCGCUGGAGUGUCCCUGGUGUCACGUCAACUGUAUGAGUCUGUACUCGCUGCUGAAGCACUUGCAGCUCUGCCACUCGCGUUUCAUCUUCAACUUCGUGCAGAUGGGAAAUGUGGCGCGCAUCGAUGUGAGCAUCAAUGACAGCUUCGAUGGGUCCUACAUGGGCUCACCGCACGAUCUCGUGGGUCCCGCGGGCUUCGCCUUCACGCGCUCCGGGCCCGUGAGGCGCACCUCAGUGACGCACAUUCUGGUGUGCCGACCGAGGCGUCUCAAGCCCUCACUCAGUGAGUUUGUGGAGUUGGAGGAGAAUGAGCUGAACGGCCAGCGACCGUACAUCACGGGGCACAAUCGCCUGUAUCACCACACGAUGACAUGCUUGCCGGUGCAUCCCAAGGAGCUGGAUAACGACUCAGAGGGCGAGUGCGAUCCGCCGUGGCUGCGCAAGAAGACCAUGCAGAUGAUCGAUGAGUUCACGGACGUGAAUGAGGGUGAGAAGGAGCUCAUGAAGCUGUGGAAUCUGCACGUCAUGAAGUACGGUUACGUUGGAGACUGCCAAAUACCGCUAGCGUGUGAUAUGUUUGUGGAACUGAAGGGACAUGAGAUCAUCAAGAAGAAUCUCUAUCGCAAUUUCGUCCUGCACAUGUGUUCACUGUUCGACUAUGGACUCGUGUCGCCAGACUCCUUCUACAAGACGACACAGAAGUUGGAGACGAUGAUCCUCAAUGACUACAAGAAUGGGAAGGAAGUGUUCACGGAUGCGCGACGCGAUCAUCUCGACUAUUGGAGUAAGUUUGGUGUUCAGAGGCACUUUCAGCAGCAGAAGCUGUGCCCCAAGGAGGAGCGCAAGGGCGAUGGGAAGGGGAAGGAUGUGAAGGAGGAGGGAAAGGACAAGGAUUCGUUCCAGAAGCCCAAGUCUGAGUGCCGCGGCGUGGCCAUCAAGUCGGCAUCUAAUGCGAUGUCGCAGAAGCGCAGAGUGUCCGGCUCCAGGACGAGUGAGGAUGGGAAGAGGAGGUUCUCAGAUAGAGAUGGUCCCGCCUCGCCGCCGCGCCGCAGGAGCGCCGGGUCCGCGUGGACGACCAAUGGCGGAACGGAGAAGCGUGCCAGGAUGGAGCUGAACCGGAGGAAGUCCCUGGGAGGGACGAAUGCGUCCAAGACACGCCUGUCGGUGUCACUUACCAAAGUCGAUAAGGAGCUGGGAAGCAGGAAAUGAUGCGUUGAACACCUUCGGCUAUUUAUUAUCUCUACGUUUUCCGUGUAGAAUCAAAUGUUUCUUUUUUUUUAUUAUCUCUUAUUAGUUCUCGCUCUCUGGCCAGAGUGAGCAAAAUGAAGUGAAUUUUUCCAACCCUUAUAAACCCUUAAUUGCGGUCAGUUACUUUGAACGCUUUGAAAUGUAUAGAAUAGAAUUCCAACUUAAUCUCUGGAGUGCUUAAGAAAAGUUGCUCUGCUUUGCUGUUAAUUCAUAUAAAUUUCAAUGUUCUAAAAAAAAUACAUCGACGGUUUUCACAUGAAGUACAAAAAGAAGAGAAGAAGCAGAAAUGGUCCAAAUAUUUGAAUGAAGAAAUUUCAGAACCAAACUCUGUUGAAAGCAAUAUACAAAAUGAAAUAUCUUGGUGAGGUUCAAAUUUCGAGAACAAGUAUUUGGAAGUGUGAAAUUCAAGCAAUAAAUAUUCAAAUUCCGCCUUAGCUCUGAGGAAUUGCCUUUCAUGCUUAUACAAAACAUGUUCGCAUUUGGCCAGUAGAGGUUUAUAGGAAUUCAUUCCAAUUUAUUGUUUAGUUGAAGACUUUCACAAAAAAAGAAA